This is a messenger RNA of Diuraphis noxia (Russian wheat aphid), 874 nucleotides long. RefSeq lists its product as uncharacterized. Lineage: Eukaryota; Metazoa; Arthropoda; Insecta; Hemiptera; Aphididae. The record is from RefSeq and is a predicted model, not a curated record.
AUGACACAUUUCAAGGUAUGGACUUGCAGUGAUGAAGAUGAUCAAUUCAUUUCUGUAGAAACACUAGAAACCGAGCCUAACAUUAAUGAAAUGCUCGCGGACUGGGCAGUUAGUUGUAAAAUAACAUUUAAUAGUAUGAAUCAACUGUUAUCAAUUUUAAAAAAACAUAAAUGUUUUUCUAAAUUACCUAAAGACAGCCGAACUUUAUUAGCUACACCCCAGUCAUCAAAUUUAAAAUAUAUUCGUAAUGUCGACCCUGGAAUAUAUCAUCACUUCGGUUUGGCUAACGGUAUAGUUCAGUGUUUACAAGACAGUUCAGUAAAUGAUUCAGUUAUUCAAAUUGCAAUAGGCAUCGAUGGAUUGCCAUUAUCUAAGUCUAGUAAUAGCCAACUAUGGCCUAUUUUGGCAUUUAUUAUGAACACAGACAACUUAAAACAAACAGUUUUUCCUGUAGGUAUUUAUCAUGGAAAUUCCAAACCUAAGGACAGUGAUGAUUUUAUGURUGAUUUUGUUAUGGAAGCUCGUGAAUUAUCUGAUAAUGGAAUUAUUAUUAACAACUUAAAAGUGUUUGUUUCUAUUAAAGUAAUUUGUUGUGAUGUCCCUGCUCGCUGUUUUGUGUUGAAGACAAAAUAUCACUCAGGUUUUAAUUCAUGUUCACGAUGCAUUAUUGAAGGGGAGUAUGUAAAUAAUCGUGUUUGUUUCCCAUAUUCAAAUAUAUAUUCUGCACCAAGAACUGAUGAUGACUAUCGAAAUUGCAGAAAUGAAGAAUAUCAUAAUUCACCAAUGCCUUCAAUAAUUAYCAAGUUACCUAAUUUUGAUAUUACAAAAUCUUUUGUUUUAGAUUAUAUGCACCUCACAAAUUUAGGAGUAAUGC